Dibothriocephalus latus is the source of this 246-nucleotide messenger RNA. The record is from the annotation of a GenBank genome assembly. Lineage: Eukaryota; Metazoa; Platyhelminthes; Cestoda; Diphyllobothriidea; Diphyllobothriidae.
AUGUUUGUCACUCAACAGUCCAAAGUUCGGGAGCGAGCCACCUUCUACCAGAAUCGGGCUGCCGCGCUGGAGAACCUGCGACAGACUGAAAAGGCCAUUGAUGACUGCACCGCCGCACUCAAGCUCUCGCCCAAGUACCUAAAGGCUCUCAGCCGGCGGGCUCACCUCUACGAAAAGAGUGGAUCCUUGGAUCUGUGUCUGAUGGAUGCCACUGCCUGUUGCAUCCUCGAACGUUUCCAGAACAGU